Neohortaea acidophila is the source of this 1364-nucleotide messenger RNA. RefSeq names its product S-adenosyl-L-methionine-dependent methyltransferase. Gene Ontology annotation, molecular function: methyltransferase activity. Lineage: Eukaryota; Fungi; Ascomycota; Dothideomycetes; Mycosphaerellales; Teratosphaeriaceae. The record is from RefSeq and is a predicted model, not a curated record. Bases 241 to 1041 code for a protein of 266 amino acids. The transcript has a single exon.
CUUUCAAACGGACGGCUUUCAUCCAGAUGGCGGCCUCCCGGUCCACAAACGAAGCCGUGCGUGGCAAUGAAAGCGAUGCCGCCUCGCCAUGGACCUACCAUCAGGACAAAGACGCGCAAUACUCGCUGCCGAACAGGUAUGGCAUCUACUACGCUCACUGCAGUGCAAGGCUGAUCGAAUCCAUCCAGCUCGCCCGAACAAGAGCGUUUAGAAGAACAGGCGGCCUUGCUUUCCGUUUUGAUGCACCACCGCGUCCUCCACGCUCCCGUCAAAGACGGCAAAGACGUGCGGUGUCUCGACGUCGGCUGCGGCACAGGCGUAGUCACCGACACUAUCGCCACAGCUUUCCCGCAAGCGCAGUGCUAUGGUCUCGACCUCUCGCCCGUCCCCGUGCUGCGGGCGCGGAAAUCCAACGUGCGUUUCUUCCAAGGCAAUAUCAGCACCCAGCGUCCGUCACAAUGGACCGCGGACGAUGGGGGCGUAGGUUUCGCGCAAGACCGUGAAGUCUUCGACUAUAUCUUCGGUCGACUCCUUGUUUGCGGCAUGACGGACUGGCCGUCCUACGUCCAGACGCAAUUUGACCUGCUGAAACCCGGAGGCUGGGCGGAAGUGCACGACCACGAUUGGACCUAUUUCAACGACGCCGGCGAGGUCAUCUCCAACGAAUGGUUCUGGCUUCAAGGCCUCUCCUCCAUAUGCGAGGGGAAGAAAGGGAUGGAUCUCCGCUGCGGAAGCAAGGCGGCGCAAUGGAUGGAGCAGGCAGGGUUCGGCGACAUCCGGGUGGCCAGGUACAAGUGGUCGUAUGAUCCCUUCGAAAAGGAGCCGGGAGUUCGGGAGUUCGCAGCCUGGCAUCAGAAGCGGCAGCCCCCACUGGUCUGCACCGUGGUGGAACGAGCGUUCACUAGUGGGUUGGGGGCGGGCAUGGUCGAUCAUGAGACGAUCGUGCGGAUGCAGGAGGACGUGUUGAGCAAAAUGGCGCCGCAGAGGGGCAAACACGCGUGGUUCUAUGUGACAAUUGGGCGGAAGCCGGAAGUGCCUUAGCAAUAAUCCGUACAAUAUUCGAGUGCUCGCAACCCCCGAUUAGAUCUUCAGUGUCUGCAUUCGAAGAUCGUAAAAGCGAGUGGUCGAGGAGUGAUGCGGAGUUGUGGAGUUGGCCCCGACCACUCCACUCCCCUGCUUCGGCUGCUUCAAUGCUUCUCCACUCUCCUACUUCCGCUCCUCAGCACAAGAACGACGUGACGUAGUGUCAAGAUGCUGAAAAGAAUGAUCCGGCGGCGACGUUGACUGAUCUUCGAUGUCUUGGGCUACUCCACCCUCGCUCGUACUUCGGCCAUGCACAGGGAAGACGUUAGGUAAUAUCGAGA